GUUCUCCUGCAUCGCAACAACACCACCCCCCUGCUGGAGCAGAUUCGCCUCGACGCACUCGCCUCCUCUAACCCACCCGUCUCGAUCACUUCCCAAUGUCCGCCAAGACCGACUUGAGUGUCCCCGCCCCGGCCUUUGGCCAUGCCCUGCGUCCGUACUUCCACCUCGCCAGCGAGUGCAUCCCCACCAACAACGGCUCGUUUGGCACCACCCCGGCCUAUGUCCUCGAGCAGCGCAUCAAGCUGCUGCAUCUCAUGGAGGAGAACCCCGAUCGCUGGUUCGAGCUGAUUGUUCGCAAGAAGCUCCAGGAGUCGCUCGCUCAGGUUGCCCCCCUGCUCAAUGUCAGCGCUGCCGAUCUAGCCUUUGUCAACAAUGCCACCUCCGGUGCCAACGCCGUCCUGCGCUCUGCACCCACUCUGCUCGCUGCCAAGGGCCAUUCCAGCUCGGUUCUGCCCAACGGACGCAAGCGCUCGCUGCUGCGUCUCUCGACCGUCUACGGUGGCGUCCGGCCCGUGGUCCAGUAUGUCGCCGACACCGUUGGCUUCAACGUCAUCGAUGUCCCUGUUGAAUAUCCCAUCUCGGACGACGACCUCGUCGGCCGGGUCGAGCAAGCCAUUCUCGACGAGCAGCGCCUGGGCGGCAGCGUCUUUGCAGCAUCGCUCGAUGCCAUCACCUCGGUUCCAGGCGUCAUUGUUCCCUUUGGCCGGCUCUGCGCUCUCUGCAGAAAGUACGACGUGCUGUCGGUCGUCGACGGCGCCCAUGCGAUCGGCCAGAUCGAGCUCGAUCUGGCAGCCACCGAGCCAGACUUUUUCUUCACCAACCUGCACAAGUGGCUCUAUGUCGCCCGCGGCGCCGCCGUGCUCUAUGCCCGCAAGGAAUACCAGAGCUUUAUCCAUCCUACCGUCAUCUCCUUUGGCUAUGCCAACCCCAGCUUCCGCUCCGAGUUUGACUACACUGGCACCGCCGACCUCACGCCGUACCUGACGGUGCCGGCCGCACUCGAGUUCCGCCGCUGGCUGGGCGGCGAACAGGUCAUCCGCGAACGCAACCACAAGCUCUGCGUCGAGGCUGCCCACAAGGUCGCCGAGAUCUUUGCCACCGAGGUCCUCCUGGGUCUGGGCAGCGACGGCACCGCCGGCACCGGCCUGAUCGCCAACAUGGCCAAUAUCGCUCUGCCUGUUCCCGCCGGCGUCUCGGACGAGACGAUGCUGACACUGCGCGCCGACAUUCUCCAGAGCAAGCAGAUUGCCGGCCAGUUCUACAAGCAUGCCGGUCGCUGGUGGAUCCGCAUCUCGGUCGAGGUCUACAACGACCUGGACGACUAUGUCAAGCUGGCUGAGGGCAUCAAGGAGUGGCUCGCCAGCAAGUCGGCUUGAGUGCGCUGUUGAUCGUACGCUGUUGAUCGUGCAGCACGCUCGUCGCCGACACAUCAAUAACGGGACACUUCUUUCCGAGGGCCAUCUGUAUCGGCAGUCCUGAAUACACACCCAUCUAUCAUCAAAA
Molecule: messenger RNA, 1503 nt
Organism: Polychytrium aggregatum
Lineage: Eukaryota; Fungi; Chytridiomycota; Chytridiomycetes; Polychytriales
Product: pyridoxal phosphate-dependent transferase
Exons: 2
Coding region: 96-1376 (426 amino acids)
Source: RefSeq, a predicted model, not a curated record